Messenger RNA from Pipistrellus kuhlii (Kuhl's pipistrelle), 1665 nucleotides. It is a transcript of the gene AGPAT4, whose product is annotated as 1-acylglycerol-3-phosphate O-acyltransferase 4. Lineage: Eukaryota; Metazoa; Chordata; Mammalia; Chiroptera; Vespertilionidae. Gene Ontology annotation, molecular function: 1-acylglycerol-3-phosphate O-acyltransferase activity. The coding region runs from base 161 to 1297 and encodes 378 amino acids. Gene Ontology annotation, cellular component: endomembrane system; mitochondrial outer membrane. The record is from RefSeq and is a predicted model, not a curated record. The transcript has 9 exons.
CACUCUCCCGAGCCGCCGGGGCGGGGCCUGCCUCUCGGCCGCGGACCCAGCGGAGGCGGCCGUCCCGCCGCGCCCGCCGCCAUCCACGUGCGGGGCCGGACAGGCUCCAGGCCGGCCUGCUUCCCCGGGGAGGACCGCGUGGCCGUGGAGGGGCCUCGCCAUGGACCUCGUGGGGCUGCUGAAGUCGCAGUUCCUGUGCCACCUGGUCUUCUGCUACGUGUUCAUCGCCUCGGGGCUCAUCGUCAACGCCCUGCAGCUGCUCACGCUCCUGCUCUGGCCCUUCGACCGGCAGCUCUUCCGCAGGCUCAACUGCCGGCUGUCCUACUGCGUGUCCAGCCAGCUGGUGAUGCUGCUGGAGUGGUGGUCGGGCACGGAGUGCGUCAUCUACACCGACCCCCGGGCCUACCCCUGGUUCGGGAAGGAGAAUGCCAUCGUGGUUCUAAACCACAAGUUUGAGAUCGACUUCCUCUGCGGCUGGAGCCUGGCCGAGCGCUUCGGGGUCCUGGGGGGCUCCAAGGUGCUGGCCAAGAAGGAGCUGGCCUACGUGCCCAUCAUCGGCUGGAUGUGGUACUUCACCGAGAUGGUCUUCUGCACGCGCAAGUGGGAGCAGGACCGCAAGACCGUGUCCCAGAGCCUGCUGCACCUGCGGGACUACCCUGAGAAGUACUUCUUCCUGAUCCACUGCGAGGGCACGCGCUUCACGGAGAAGAAGCACCGGAUCAGCAUGCAGGUGGCCCAGGCCAAGGGGCUGCCCAGCCUCAAGCACCACCUGCUGCCCCGCACCAAGGGCUUCGCCGUCACCGUGAGGAGCCUGCGGAACGUGGUUUCAGCUGUAUAUGACUGUACACUCAAUUUCAGAGACAAUGAAAACCCCACCCUGCUGGGCGUCCUGAACGGAAAGAAAUACCGCGCAGACAUGUAUGUCAGGCGGAUCCCCCUGGAGCAGGUGCCGGAGGAGGAGGACCAGUGCUCGGCCUGGCUGCACAGGCUGUACCAGGAGAAGGACGCCUUCCAGGAGCAGUACUACCAGACGGGCACCUUCCCCGAGACGCCCAUGGUGCCCCCGAGGCGGCCCUGGACGCUGCUCAACUGGCUCUUCUGGGCCUCGCUGCUGCUCUACCCCUUCUUCCGCUUCCUGGUCAGCAUGGUCAGCAGCGGCUCCUCCCUCACGCUGGCCGGCUUCGUCCUCGUCUUCUUCGUGGCUUCUGUGGGCGUCCGAUGGAUGAUCGGCGUGACGGAGAUCGACAAGGGCUCUGCCUACGGCAACAUGGACAGCAGGCAGAAGCACAAGGACUGACAGGACGCGCUCCAUCCCGAGCAGACCUGGGGCCUCCCCGUGCGGCUGGCCAGGGCGCUGGGCGAGGCUCUGCUGGGAGGCAGGGCCUCUGUCCUCCAGGCCGCCGCCCUGCCCUCCCCCGUGUGCUGCCGUGGGUGCCGGCUCUCUCUUCCUGUGUGCAUGCGAGUGUGCGUGCGUGAGGAAGGACACGAGGAGAGCGUGCGAGGCUGCCUCCAGCCCUGUCCUGCCAUCGGCCGCGGUGGCCGGGCCAUGGGGGGGGCAGGGAUGGGGAGCGACCGAGUCCCUUUCAUCCUUUGGUGCUGUUUCCUGUACCCCUGACGGCCGGUAGAGCGAAGGCGCGUAGGUGAGACGAUUAAAUUAUGCCUCCA